AUGUCUCAAGCAGCUUUGGAACGUCAAAUUCGCCCCAUCUAUGAGGCUCUCGAUUCUGGCUCUACCAAGGCUGCCCUCGUGGCUUGCAACAAGGUUCUCAAGAAAUAUCCUAAAAAUGAACUCGUUAAAGCUCUCAAAUCGUUGGCACUUGUGAGGUCACAGAAGGUCGAGGAAUCUCUCGUCUUGUGCGACGAGAUCCUCGAAUCGAAACCUACCAAUGAUGCCACGUUGAGUGCCAUGACCCUCGUAUUGAAGGGGCUUGGACGAUACAAUGACACUAUCACGAUGUUUGAAGAUGCCUGGAAGCAACAGCCCGGUAAUGAAGACUUCGGAGCUCAAACCUUUAUUGCAAACACGCGUACAGCGAACUGGAAGGCUGCCCAACAGAUCGCGACACGCUUGUAUAAGGCAUUCCAAGAAGACCGCUAUUUAUACUGGAACGUGAUCAGUGCCAUUCUUCAGGCUAACGACCCCGAGACCCCUCCCAAUAUGAAAACGAUCCUCUACAAACUCGCUCAUAGGCUUAUCGAAUCCUGCCCUACACCAUCCUAUAUUAACACCGACCGUUUUUAUCUUCACCUAUCCAUCGUACGCGAGCUUAAACUCUGGGACGAAGCCAAGAAGCUGCUGGACAGCGAUGUCGGCAAGGCCAUCUGCGCGACUAGUUUGUCUGUUAAUGAAAUUAGAAGGGAGAUAUGGAAGGAGCAAGGCCUCCACAAGGAAGAAAGCCAACGUGCGAAGGAACUCAUUCUGGAAAAGAAUGACCGCAAUUGGCUCGAGUUCUUGGCUGUCCUCGAUGCUGCCUUUGCUCCUAUCACCACUGCCGAGGGCGAGGUCUCAGACGAGCGGAAAGCGGAGGUGUCUGCCAACGUUGAUGCCGCUCGUUCCCUGUUCACUCAGGUCGCUGAGCUGGAUGGUCUCAAGGAUAGAUCAGGCUUGCUCGGUCUCGUAGAACUCGAGCGCCGAUCUCGACAGCACGGUGUUUCAGAAGAUCCUUCCAAGCUGGUCGCACUGAUGUCGAAAUACUUUAACACUUUCGGCGACAAGUCGUGCUGCUUCGAGGACCUCAAGCCCUUCCUUUCGUUGGAAGGUGAAGAACUUGAACGAUGGUCAUCGUUCUUGAAAACCGUAUCCCUCAACGUCGACACCGUCGACAAUCUCCAAAGAACUAUCAACGUUCACAAAUUCAUCCGCUACAACCUAUCGGGUGAUCAGCUCACUGUCGAAGGCGAGCAGGAGCGAUUGAAGGUCUACAUUGAACACUAUGAACAUGCGCUACCUCUCGGCGCUAAUCUGCCAUCGACCGAGCGCCAGCCCGCCGAUGACUUGGCUCUCUUGGCAGGCAACACCUACGUCAAUCUUUGGACCAUCAGCGGCGAUGAAAGCCAUUUACAGGCGGGCGCUGCUUUCUUGGAAUAUGCGCUGACCAAGAGCAAGCAGCUAUUCUUUGCAAGGCUUAUUCUCAUCCGCAUUUAUCGACUUCUUGGUGCACCAUCGCUUGCCUUGGAGCACUACCGUGCCAUGGGAAUUAAGCAGGUUCAGAACGAUACCCUUUCGCAUCUUCAUCUAUCCCGAGCUUCGACCUUCUCCUUGGCGCCAACCGGUGACCUCACCUACAUCUCGGAGUGCUUGGAUGCUACUUCCAUCUACCUCAGCAACUCUCAGGAGACGUCCGACUUCAUUAUCCGAGCCUUCAACUCUGAGAAAUAUUCUCAGAUCCCCGAAUUCAUUACUUUCGAGGAACGUUUGGAGAACUCGCUUCAACGGGACUGCAUCAAGAUCGAAUAUUUGCGAAUGCGACUGUCACAUGAACAGCUGUUGUCUGAUCUUAUUGACAUGGAGCUUAUCGAGCUCAAGUUUGUCUUUGACCGAUUGCACUACGACAACAGAGACUUCGAGAUCUUCCCCGAUUAUCAACCCAAGGCCUCGAAAUCUCUCCACGAACAGACCGUUCUGUUCGACAAGGUUGAGGGUAUGGGCUGGCUCUCUAUCUUCCUGAAGACCUAUAUCCGAGCCUUCCAACACGCCAGCGACAUGGACGAUACUGUCGAGGACAAACUGUUGAUCGGUGAUCGACCAAAGCAAACCGCCGUCUUCGACAAGUCGCUCACUUACCGUGAGCGCCUGAAGCAACGCACAGAGGAGGAGUAUGCCGAGCUUACAGAGGAGGAGAGGAAGUUUGUCGACUUCACCAGCGCCCUUGCUGACUGGAUAGAGCCCUACCACGAUUACGCCCGACCUCCGCCCGAGGUUGUUUUGGCUGAAGCUGCGAAGCAGACUGAACUUAAGACUGGUCACCCCUUGAAGGGCUUCCAGCUCCCCGCCAAUGGUACAAAUGGCUCUCACAAGAAGGAUGAGGAGCCUCCGGCGGUGACUGAGCCACCUGCCCUACUUGCUCAACACUUUGAGGAUGCCAAAGCACGCUUUGCCGCUUUGAAGGGAUCGGGUUCUGUCGUUGAUAUCCUGCACCUCGCAGCCCUCGUUCAAGAGGCAUUCCUCUUCGUCACUGUCGAGACCCUUCGCUUCAAAUCUGCCUCUGUGAUCAAGAUCAACAAGUUCGGCGGUCUGGUUCCCCACAUCAAAGCUAUCAGAGCUGCUGGUGUCAGUGCACUGAAGGAAAUCUCGGCUAGCGUACUCGAGAUUGCUGAGACUGUCGGAUCUGCUGACUCUCGCAAGGCUGUCACCCAGGCGUGCGGUGCUGUCCCAUCUUCCAAGAUCGACCACGACUUCGCUUUCGUCUCCGCCAAGAAGAUCGUCGAGUCCAGGAAGAAGGUUUUGGAAGGUGUCAGCAAGGGACUCGCUAAGGUUGCGACCAACUAUGCUUCAUAGUCACCUUCAUAAAGGAUGUCGGCUCCAACAAUCCCUUCGUCUCCCAUCCUGUCGUUUGCAUCCCCACUCAUCUGCAUUGUACUUGUACAUCAAUCGCAUUCUGUCGCAAACACAGUGUAUGCUAAUCUGAACACAUGGCUAAUCGGAUGUAUCAAAGUUUC
Messenger RNA from Coprinopsis cinerea okayama7#130, 2990 nucleotides. RefSeq lists its product as hypothetical. Gene Ontology annotation, molecular function: protein-N-terminal amino-acid acetyltransferase activity; protein binding. The coding region runs from base 1 to 2829 and encodes 942 amino acids. Gene Ontology annotation, biological process: N-terminal peptidyl-methionine acetylation. The transcript is spliced from 17 exons. Gene Ontology annotation, cellular component: cytoplasm; NatB complex. The record is from RefSeq and is a predicted model, not a curated record. NCBI's taxonomy places the organism in Eukaryota, Fungi, Basidiomycota, Agaricomycetes, Agaricales, Psathyrellaceae.